This is a messenger RNA of Anopheles coustani, 2616 nucleotides long. It is a transcript of the gene CoRest, whose product is annotated as REST corepressor. The record is from RefSeq and is a predicted model, not a curated record. Gene Ontology annotation, molecular function: transcription corepressor activity. Gene Ontology annotation, cellular component: histone deacetylase complex; transcription regulator complex. NCBI's taxonomy places the organism in Eukaryota, Metazoa, Arthropoda, Insecta, Diptera, Culicidae. Gene Ontology annotation, biological process: regulation of transcription by RNA polymerase II; negative regulation of DNA-templated transcription. The coding region runs from base 728 to 2464 and encodes 578 amino acids. The transcript has 10 exons.
AUCUGUAAUUUUCCUUUGAAUAGUGCUUAAUUAGUGUUACUUAAAUUGGCGCAUAAACUGUAACAUUUCGAAGACGCUGUUCAAAUGUUAGUUUUAUUUGAAUUGGCUUUGCAAUCAAAAGCAAAUUGUUAACCACUAUGUGUACCACUCCUAUCGAAGGACAUUGAAUGAAACAGGGUAUUCAUAGGCUGCACUGGAUUUUAAGUUGCGUUCUCUAGCUCUAGCUAAUAUAGUUUCCUGGAACGCAGUAAUUUUCUAUGUUUAUUUGUGCGCGCCAGUAGAGUUGAAAGCGUUGAAAUUUCGCGAAACACGCCAAAGAUAAAUCAAAUUUCUACUUAGUUGGCAGCACUGUCAUCCGUAGAAUACACUUUUGACAGCACGCACGACCCGCAGACGCGUACGGUCGCGUGAAAAGUGAACCAAGGUAACACUGUGAGCCGUUCCUUCUGUUGGUGGACCUCGGCGUAGUGCUGCUGCUGCCGUUUGUUUGAUAUACCUACUGACCGUUCGUCCGUGCGAAGGAGUCACUCGAAGGGCUUUUGGACCGCAUUUGUGCGAUAUCGAUAUCGAUCGAGGCGGGCCAAUUUACCACCGCACAAGUGCUCGAAGAAAUCGCGCGACGGAAGGAAGAGCUGUGUGUGUUCCGGGCGACGGAAGAAAGGAAGUGGUGAGCUUUCGAGUCGAUCGGUCAAAACUGGCAAUCGCGUUGGAUUCGAAGAAAGCGAAAAUGGUUCUUGCGGAAAGGACUACGGAAAGCGGUGUGCGGAACGGGCGUAGAUCGCGCGGUCCCAGUCCCAACGGUCAUCCGGGAACCGGUGCGGCCACGGCCGUUGCUGCCGGGGGAAGCGGAACAACCGACUCCAGCUCCGACGAGGAAAACUCUCGCAAAAACGGCAACACUUCGAAGACAACAAAGACUAAAAGUGAAUAUGAAGAAAAAAUCCGAGUUGGUCGUGACUAUCAGGCGGUGUGUCCAGAACUUAUACCACAACCCUAUCGAAAACUAGAGCUACUGAACGACCGUGCCUUGCUCGUAUGGUCACCGACAAAAGAAAUUCCCGACAACAAACUGGAGGAAUAUAUCACGGUAGCCAAGGACAAGUAUGGCUACAACGGUGAACAGGCGCUCGGUAUGCUUUUCUGGCACAAACACGAUCUCGAGCGGGCGGUACUGGAUUUGGCCAAUUUCACACCUUUCCCAGACGAGUGGACCGCCGAGGAUCGAGUUCUGUUUGAACAAGCUUUCCAGUUCCACGGGAAAAGCUUUCAUCGUAUCCGUCAGAUGCUGCCCGACAAAUCCAUUGCGAGCUUAGUGAAAUUUUACUACUCGUGGAAAAAGACGCGUAGCAGAACGAGCGUAAUGGAUCGCCAAGAAAAAAUGAAGAAGAACGACAGCUCGGAAAAUGGAAGCGAUCACGGAAGCAACGAGGAAUCGGAUAACGAGGACAAGCCUGCCACGAACAGUACAACGGGUGCAAACAGUAACAGCGCCGGCAAUAAUAAUUCCGGAGCUGCGAAUGGUCAGUCGUGCAAUAGCAACGACUUGGUCCGGGAUGCUGCCGCCACCAACGCCACCGCAAACGAAAGCAAUGGCAGUUCGGGCCUUGGACCGAACGCCACCAGCACCGAUGGGUCCCUCAAUUGUACCGGCUGCGGGGUAAUGUGCAGUGAGGUGCACGCGACAACGCAAGGGAAACUCUGUGGCAGUUGCCAUCAUCAUUGGAGACGCACCGGCGUGUUGCGUCCAACGUCCGGACCAUUCAUGAGCAGACGUGCGCGGGGUUCGAAUAUGCUUGGCAAGAGCGGCGACAGUCACAAACGUCGCCCGCCCAAGGGCAUGUACAUCAACCACGACGACAUCGUGAAGCUGGCCAGUACUGCCCAGAACGACGACGGUAGUAGGAAGGGGAAUCCGAACGACGAUCUGCUGGCAUGCAUGGAUCGGGAGAUCGUUUCACUUUUGAGUCAAAUUCAGUACAACAAGCAAACGGUCAGUGGGCUUAAGCGCAAAAUUGACGAUGCGCUGGAGGUGCUGAAGCCACCGGAGGGAAACACUGCCCGCCUGAAUUCUCGUUGGAACAACGAGGAGUUGCUGCUCGCGGUGCAAGGCGUACGCAUUUACGGGCGCGAUUUUCAGGCCAUUGCCGAUACGCUUGGCUCGAAGACCGAGACGCAAGUGCGCGCCUUUUUCAUGAACUAUCGGCGCCGGUUUAACCUGGACGCUGUGCUAAAGGAGUUUGAGAUGGCCAGCAGCAACAGCAGCGCGAAGGACCAGUCGAUUGGUUCCAAAAAUAACGGGGCUACGGUCAAGAAAGAUGCUAGCGAGAAUCCGUCGGCGGAGGGUGGAGGAGGUGCCAGCGUAGAAGUGGCCGAUCAAUCGCUUGCGAGCGGAUCGUCCGAGACAGACAAACCGAAAGCCUCCACUCCAUCCGGGGAAGUUGUUGAGAUAAUGGAUGUAAAAUAAACCGGAAUAAAAAGGAUUGGCCUCGUCGAUGAUGUUAACAACAGAGUUACGGUGGUAGCAACAACAAAUGGACAGGUAGCCGUAAAAGAAGAGCCUUUAGAAAUGGUGAACAACGACAGCAGUAUGAUUGAUGCACCCUUGAACAGCAGUAU